GCAAGUGCCGUUAGAAAGGCUACACCUCGCCUCAUCAGCUGAACCACUCCCACCAUCCAAGACCGAGACCAAGACCACGUGGUUGUGUUUACAGUCCUUUGUAUCCGCCCAGCUGUCACUAAGGGCUGAAAACCUCCCUCGCAGCGGCUAUUAACGCCAUACUGAGAUAACACUUGAGUAAAGAUGAAGAGUGAAGAGGAUUCCAGCAAAGACUCGGUCACUGUAUCAAUGGACCCAACAGAACUGAGGACACAGAUUGAACUGCAGCUGUCUGAGGUGGACAUGCUUCAGUCUAUGUUCCCUGACCCAAGGGAGCUGGUGAUUGAUGAUCCAUCAAUACUGUGUGAUCUGCGAGACUUUGCUGAGGGCCGGACACACAUGCUGCCUCCUCACCUUGACUGUGUGAUAAACCUGGAUGUAGAAAAGGGACAGUUAAGCAUGAGCAUCAACCUGCCCCACCAGUACCCCGCAGUGCAGCCAACGGUGUUUGUGCGCUCCCAGACACUGUCACGGGAGGCUCAGCACUGCCUCAACCAAGACCUUCUCACCUAUCUCAAGACCAUACAGGAGGGAGACUUGUGCAUUGGGCCAGUAGUUACUUGGCUGCAAGAAAACGGUGGAUCGUUCUUUGAAGACUACUCAGAGACGGAGAACACCAAUGAAACAUCAGCGGAAACCAAAGAUGUCAAAUUUGCAAGACUGUGGAUCUACUCUCAUCAUAUUUACAGCAAAGUGAAAAGGAAAGACAUCCUCGACCUGUCUCGAGAGUUUGACCUGACUGGGUUCUGUCUGCCCGGCAAGCCAGGAAUCAUCUGCGUGGAGGGUCUGGCCCAGAACACCGCUGACUGGUGGCACAAGGUAAGAUCAUGGAACUGGCAGAAGAUUCUUUGCAAAAAAAGUGAAGAGGCAACCAUUCCCGCUGAUCAAGACCUGUCCACGCUUCGCAGAUUUAGUCACUUCGAGGAGCUGGGGUCCGAGAACAACAUCCGUGUGAAGAAUGGCGGGUUCCACGUGAACAUGGGCGAUGUGUUGAGGUACCUUGAGGACCAUGAGUGCGGCUAUGUGUUUAAGGACUAUUUUGGUAUUAGCGGGAGGCCGACGUGAUUUUACCUCGAAUGAAUGAUGCUGAGUAUAAUGUAUAUAUAGAUGAUAUAGUAUAUGCUUAUAAAUAAAUAGAUUUGUCAGCAUUGGUAGCUUUGGAAUAAAAAGGUAUAUAUUUUUUGGGGGGGAGUGCAUUUAGUCUGUGUAGUUGUUAGCCUCCUCUGCCUGCAUUCCUGUAUCAGUUAGCCUUUAAAGAGUCUGCAAAACUUUCUUUACUUCCUUACUGGUUAUAUUUGUGCUUCGUGUCAGUAAUGGAUGGCAGUGCUGUGUAGGUGGUGUAGAAGGGAAUGCUAUUUUACCACUGUGAGACCAAUGACCUACACAUACAUGGCAGUGGUAGAGAGGUGGCUUAACCCGGUAGCAGCGACGGGCCAAAUUUGUGCCAUGAUAUAAACCCCCUAAAAUAGAUGAUACAUAAACUGAUCACAAAUCCUUUGAUAUAUAUUAUGAAAUGGUUUGUGUGAGUGAGGAUUUUUUCUCAUUUUUCUCGCUUAGAGGGACCAUUAAGAAACAUGAUCCCCACAGCUACCGGGUUAAGACCAGUAUCCAUAGAGAAAGCAUGUCAAAACAAUAAAUGGAAAGGUAAAACUGGCAAAAGAUAUCUAGAUUAGGUCGAACAUAACUAUAUUUAUAUAAAGAGAGAAUUAUUUAUGAAAGAGAAAGUGGUAUGCUGAAUAGACAUACUCAUGGCAAAAGCAUCAGUCUGGUUGGCCUAAUAUGUCUUUGAAUUUUGAAGUUUCUGUAAGCUUAUUGGUGCCACUUAUAGGAUAGGACUUAUUUAUAACUGAUAGGAUAGGAUUUGAUAGGAUAGGACUUAUUUAUAGCUGAUAGGAUAGGAUUUGAUAGGAUAGGACUUAUUUAUAACUGAUAGGAUAGGAUUUGAUAGGAUAGGACUUAUUUGAUUUGAUAGGAUUUGAUAGGAUAGGACUUAUUUAUAGAUGAUAGGAUAGGAUUUGAUAGAAUAGGACUUAUUUGAUUUGAUAGGAUUUGAUAGGAUAGGACUUAUAGCUUAUUGGUACCACUUAUUUAUAGGAGAAAUCUCACAUUUUACUGAACUGGCCGUCCCAUCAGACAUCACUAUAACUUGUUGGCCCCACCUCUUUCCUUUGUCUCACACCUUACAGAAAUCUUACAUAUUCCUUCACCUCUAUUUACACCACCAUGUUAUGUGUCUCAUGUUUAGCAUUGCCUCGAGAGCUGAGGUGAGAGAGGUGAGUGCUGAUGCAAGGUGCAGCUGUUUCUUAUGUCCCCAAUUUGAGCUUUAUCUGACACCCUGCAGGCAAGUUUGUCAACCAAAAAGCGCUGACAGCUAUGGGCCGUGGUAUACAGCAAAAAUUUGGCUCUCUUUCAUACCAAGGAGUAGGAAAAUCAAGGUUUCUCAAGAGAGUGAAACUGAAUCCCGUUAGCUGCGUAGAUGUGGAGGAGAGUCAUUGCCCGUCCAACCCCGCCUUGAAUGGGAAAAUGUGGACGUUGAACGACAAUGAUGUUGAUGUUAGCUGCCUAGAGUUCUUGUAUCUGCACUUCUUUGUGUGAUAAUCAUGGUGGAUGAGGUGAUGCCAACCCGGCUGAUGCUUCGGUUGCCUUUGUUAUGUAUAUAAUGCCAUAAAAGGGAAGAGUAUCCACAGAUUGGGAGAGCCAUAACUGUGCUCUUCUAUAAGAAUAUUUGAUGAACAGAUGAAUAUGGUUGCCAUGGAUGUUAAUUUCAUGCACCCAAAUUUAUGAAAGUGGAAAACAAAGCUAAUUUAUGUCCUUUGAAAAUUUAAGUCUUCAAAAAAAUAUACAUGGUUACAGUUCCCUUGUGAAGCUUCCUCAAUAUAUUCCCAGGCCAUUCUUCUAUGAUUUUAUGAUUUUAAUUAACUUAAAGAAUAUUUUAACUUACCUAAUAAUAAUGUAGCUAUCAGUAUGAGAUGAACCACAUCACUUUACUCAAUUUAAUUUCCUGGUUGAAUGCAGAGUUGUAGCUCAUCUGUAGAACAAUCAAUGUUGACAGAAUGAUUCUAUUUUUAAUACACGAAGUGCUAUGUGGCACUAAAACCUGCUGUGGGAACAAGGUUUUGUUACUGUUGCCUGUUGCUCUCAGGUCCACUUACAAGCUUUACUUUUCUCUACCAGCAUCUCACCAAAGGUUAUUUGCCUUCCACUUGCUUGUUCCUAUGUGUACCUGUGUGUUCACAUUUUAUGCAGAUUUAUUCAAACCUUUGAGAGUUCUAAUCUUUGAGGUGAGGAAGUUAACACCUGUAUAGCUUCGCCACAAAAUAAAAAUAUUAGGAAGUCCUGGGUGGCUAAAACUGAUAUAGUUAAGAGCCCAUUCAUGCAAUGUAAGUGUUGCAAUUUAAAAAUGGUACUUUUCAUAAGAAUAUGUACAUAGUCUGAGACUCCUGUUUCUGUGCUAAAGGGAGGAGGACCCAUUAUACUUUGUGAAAUAAACAGUGUAGAAAUCUAGUGAAGUGUGGAGGUAGACCUUGGUUGUGAUCAGCUUUGUCCUGUCAAAAAAGCAUGAAAUGGGAACUAUGUUGAUGCUGCAGAUGACAUCAUGUCCAAGUGGCAGCAAAUUAAGAAUGUCUAGCUUAAGUGACUGACCCGGGUCCAAACCCCUUGAUAUAUUCCAGAUGUUAUUAUUAAACUAAAGUUUAUUUUAAGGAAAAUUUCUGCUCACAAUGAUUCCAUGAAGUUAUUUCCCCUCUAUGUUCACAGAUUGAGGUGAUGAGUUAAGCAGUGAUUAGUAACUUAUUUAUAAGUUAUUAUUACAUAUUGUGUGUUACCCUGCACACCAUAAAGCUAUAACGAGGGACUGAUGGCUGGCAUGGGCAGGCGUUGUGUCCGUGGCUUGUAUUGAGGCCAGUGUUAAAAGUUACCAAACUCCCCGGUGCUCCUUUUGCCACACACCACAGUAUGAAGACUGCCUGGUGGCUGUUACUAACACUAGUCCACUUGGCUGAGAGAGAGAUAAAAAGCAACACCACGUACCAUGGCCUACUUACAUGUUUUCUACCUUUGUUUUAUAAUAUAAAGAAAAUCUCAUACAUGAAAUUGGAUAAGACUCUCUCAAUGCCUGCAACAUGUUCAUGCCCCAAGCUAAGAUAGUAUAAAUUUAUUUCUAUAUGCUUGAGAGCUCAUCUGUUUUAAGUAAGCAAAGUGUAAGUGUUGAAGACUUGGCAGUGUAGAGGCUACUGGCUGGUGUAGUGCAUGAAGAUGACGAGGUGUGUCCUCACAUUUUAUAUGUUGAACAUUUUGUUUAUUGUAUUCUGAAGAUCUACGUAUAGUUUUAUUUAUAUGAGAAUAUAUAACAUUUUAUGUACA
Messenger RNA from Eriocheir sinensis (Chinese mitten crab), 4401 nucleotides. Its product is annotated as RWD domain-containing protein 2A-like. The record is from RefSeq and is a predicted model, not a curated record. The transcript is spliced from 7 exons. Lineage: Eukaryota; Metazoa; Arthropoda; Malacostraca; Decapoda; Varunidae. Gene Ontology annotation, molecular function: protein binding. Bases 184 to 1104 code for a protein of 306 amino acids.